AUGAGAGCACCACCGCCACCAAGGAAGUCUAAAGGACGCUAUUUUAAACAGGCAUCAAAUUAUAUUUUAAAAAUCAUAACUUUACAAAAAUUAAGAAAUAGAUGGAAUUUACAUAGAAUACACUGUUUUGAUAGACAAGUACAAUUUAAAGCAAAAAUUACCAGAGAUAGAAAUAAAAAUGGUGUAAUACGUAAAUCUUAUAAUCAAUUUGGAAGCGUUAAAAAAAGAAAAUGGUAUAGAAAGCCGGGAAAAACUAAUAAUUCUAAAAAGCCAUUAUUAAUUAUCGAUUAUAAUCAUUAUUGCACAGUAAAAAAUAAUGUUGUAGGUAACAAUUCGAGAAAACAAAACAGUAUCAAACCUCAAAUUUCAGCUGAUAAUAAAAAUGAUAUUACUACUAAUAAUAAACAAAACAAUUAUCCACAAAUUACCAUUUUGGAACGUUCGACAUUAUCUAAAUUACACAUCAGCAAAAGAAAGUAUAAAUUGAAAAAAUUAAAUAUGAAAUUAACCUCAACUUUUCCGGAGCCAAAUUUACAGGACAAAUUUAGUAGCAUUGAUAUUAAUGACGACGAAAAAGAAGAACUCUUGAUGAAAACAGUUCAAGAGCAUCAUAUUUAUCAAAAAUUGAACGAAUUGGCAGAUGUAAAAAUCAGUUUGAAUAAAAAAAAUAUAAUCAAAACAACUGCUAUUCCAAAUUCAAAUGUUACUACUGAUGCUAAUAACAGGAAAGGUGAUCAGAGAUUGCAAAUUGAUAAAAACUUUUUCAUUCAAUUGCCAAGGGAUAAUAUAACUAUUGAUAAAUUAUUUACCGAAUCCAAUGACAAUACGCACCAGAGCAAGAACAAUAAAAAUUCCAAUUAUAAUAUUGAUCAAGAAAAAUAUCACAUGAUUGAAAAACAUCCACAUUUAGACAUGAUUAGAACACCUUACAAUAACACAAAAUUAAAAAUAACAGAUUUUCUAAACAAAAUAGAAAAAGAAACAAAGCCUAAUAUGGAAGAAUUAUAUACUGAUGGUAUUAGUACUACAAGAUUAGAUAGUGAUUUUGAUGAUACUAUGUUAUUAUCAGGCAAAUACAGUAAUCAAUAUAUCACCAACAACAGGAGUUAUGAUAGAAGAUCCAAAGGUGGUGAUAAAUUAGAUGAAGUGGCAACAAGUAGUGAUAUGAUAAAUUCAUUAAAAGUAGCCCAUAAUAUGUUUAAUAACUAUUUGGAAAUAAAAACCGCCUUCCAAAAGUAA
Molecule: messenger RNA, 1239 nt
Organism: Saccharomycodes ludwigii
Lineage: Eukaryota; Fungi; Ascomycota; Saccharomycetes; Saccharomycodales; Saccharomycodaceae
Gene: OSW1
Product: Osw1p
Exons: 1
Coding region: 1-1239 (412 amino acids)
Source: RefSeq, a predicted model, not a curated record